AUGUCGUCCGUCAUUAACCCCGUCUCUGACGUAAAAGUCGCAACAUACCACAUACCUCGGCAUGGUCGUUACCCCAACUCCGACGCGGACAAUAAGCCGCUGGUCCACUAUAAAUCGCUUUUCCGGAAGGGCGCUGGGAAGGACGCAAUCAAAGACCACCUCGCGAAGGUGAAUGUCAUCCAACCACAGUGGACGUACACCAUGUAUCCGACCGAUCACUUCCAUACUACAUGCCACGAAGCCAUCGUCAUUCUCAGCGGGUCCGCUCUCUUGGCUUUCGGAGGUGUAGAGAACCCACGAAAAGUCGAACUGGAGGUCGAGCAAGGAGAUGCAUUGCUCAUACCAGCCGGAAUGUCGCACAAGCAGGUCAGAGAGCUGGGGACGAAGGUUUUCGACAUGCUCGGCGCUUACGAGAUCGGUGCGGAGCACUGGGAUAUGUGCUACGGCCGGGAGGAGGAGGGUGAUACAGGCCAGAGGAUCAAGCGCGUUGGCUGGUUUAAACAGGAUCCGUUCUAUGGGGAGGGUGGACCUGCGACGAAACUGUGA
This is a messenger RNA of Gloeophyllum trabeum ATCC 11539, 546 nucleotides long. RefSeq lists its product as uncharacterized. The record is from RefSeq and is a predicted model, not a curated record. The transcript has a single exon. Bases 1 to 546 code for a protein of 181 amino acids. Lineage: Eukaryota; Fungi; Basidiomycota; Agaricomycetes; Gloeophyllales; Gloeophyllaceae.